CCACACACUCCAAAGAUGUCCUGAGUCAGCAAGUCUCCUUUUGAAAUCAUGACGUCAUAUCAUAGUUCUAAUUCAAUACAAUAAAGUUUCGAGGAUGCAGAAUGUCAACGCAUGAAGUCGAGAGAGUUUGAUGAAGUUCAGAGUAAAGCAAAAUGGCUUCCAAUUCUGAUCCAAUAACAAGAAUUUUCAUUGUAACUGCUAAAGAGAAUCUAGCACCUUCAAGAAACUUAAUAAAGCUUCUUACAUGCACUCAGAGGGGUCAUGAUGCAGAUGUGUUUGAAAGCUCUUGGAGAUACAAAGGAAAAAGAUAUUUAUGUUAUGAGAAAGAUCCAACCUCAACAUAUAUUAUAACAGAUCUUAUCAUCAUAAAAGAUGAUGAGCAGGUUCCAAAUGGAUUCAGUGGUAUUUUUUUGACUGAAGAUACAAAGGAAAAAGGCCUACGAAAGCAUAUUCUUUGUGUGAAAAACGAGGUCAGGAAUAGUGCCACUAAAGGAAUUGCCGAACUUGCAUUGAUAAGUCAGUCAAAAGGUGAAAGAGCGGAUCCUACUUUCUAUACCAUCGCAAACGAAGUGAAUGAACUUAAUCUGACAUUCAGAGUAGAGAGCUUGGUGCCUGUGCAGUCAAAUGUUUUGCCCAGACCACAGUCUUCAAACAGAGUUAAUGAAAUGCCAUUGCAGAUGCCAAGGAAUACAUCUGGGUCGUUCAACACAGGAAGCGUGCCACCCGCCCAACCUGCCGCUAUAAUGAAGAGUCCCGUAAUUGGUAUUGAAGGAGUACCGUUUACAGUCAAUCCAAAACUCAAUUUUGAUUCAAGAGCACAGGAUCCUAUAAUUUCGUCAAUUCCAUUUAUAACAGUCGAUGAUAUAAAUAGACAGUACCAGUAUGACUUCAACCUCGAGAAUGAGACAGUUAGAAAAUGUACAUGAAAGAAGGUUUUUCGAUUUGCACUUAUCAACUGCCAAAGACCGAAGCCUUUGGAGAGCCUGUCUGUCUUAGGCGUGAAUUAAGAAAUACAGUGACAAACCGAUGAUUGCUUGUAUGGUAUGGAACAAGAAACUUUUGUCAAGUAAAAGAUCAAGCAAAAGUUGCAUAGCCAUCGAUUGAAAUUGCAGCUUUGCUUUUAGAAUUCGUAUUUUUGUCUAAGAUACUGGAAGGAUUUAACAACUAUUAUUUGGCUACAUCUUUUUGGAACAUUUACAAAAUACAAAGUUCUAUGAAUAACUUGAACAUUUUCUCCCCUCCCUCGGAUCUCCUUGUGAUUUGUAUAUAUUCUUGGUUUAAAAAAGUCAUUAAACCUUUAUUCCUAAGCCUGAACAACUUUGUUCAUGCGUUAUUUGAAGAGAUUCCAGCUGGGUGACACACAUUUGAUUUUUUACAGCCGAAUUCGGCAUUAAACAUCACUAAUAACAGUCUUUUGGCACUCCAAGUACACCUAAAUUUAUGAACAGAUAAUGGUGAAAACCUUCGCCCAAAGAAAAACGAAGCUACACAGUAUAAAUAUCAAGAAUUAAUAUCUUUUGCCAACUUUGUUUUUGUAGAAAACUGUUAUGUGAUCGCUACUCAUAGCAUUAAAUAAAUACUUGUGACAGAUAUUCAAAACAGCUUAUUUUGUUGAUAUGUUUCACAAAUUAUGUUCA
This is a messenger RNA of Rhopilema esculentum, 1637 nucleotides long. Its product is annotated as multivesicular body subunit 12B. Gene Ontology annotation, cellular component: ESCRT I complex; late endosome. Lineage: Eukaryota; Metazoa; Cnidaria; Scyphozoa; Rhizostomeae; Rhizostomatidae. The record is from RefSeq and is a predicted model, not a curated record. Gene Ontology annotation, biological process: virus maturation; regulation of epidermal growth factor receptor signaling pathway; viral budding.